AUGUCUAAAACGUGUGAUGGUUUACACAAUGAUUGUGGAAAUGGUGACAUCAGUGACGAAGAACAUUGUGUUACUACAACCACACCAACUACAACUACUACCACGCCCACAACAACAACUACCACGCCUACAACAACAACUACCACGCCUACAACAACAACUACCACACCUACAACAACUACUACCACGCCUACAACAACAACUACCACGAAACCACCUCUUGUCACUUGUGGUGUACCUGUUCAUCCUGCUGUAAUCGACAGAAGUCUUGUUUCGCGUAUUGUAAAUGGAACAGAAGCUGUAGAACACAGUUGGCCAUGGCAAAUACAGUUACGACUUUCUGGCGAACACAAAUGUGGAGCUUCUAUAAUUAAUGAAAAUUGGGUUGUAACAGCUUCUCAUUGUUUCUUUUUCGAUGAAGACAUUACGCACUGGAAAGCAUAUGCUGGGAAACACAACAAAGAUGGUAACGAUCCAACUCAAGAAGCACGAAAUAUUACAAAACGAAUUCGAUAUGAAAUUACUGGUAAUAAUCCUUUAGAUGGCGAUAUAUCUCUACUGAAACUGGACAGCCCACUAAGAUUCACUGAGGCAGUCAUGCCAGUAUGUCUUCCAUCAAGAGAAACACGAGUCAGUGAUAGUUGCUGUGUAACAGGAUGGGGGGAUGUGCAAGGGACAGGAUUUGCAGACAAAUUAAAACAGACAGAAAUGCCAUUUGUUGACAAAGAAAAUUGUUCAAAAGUUGCGGCAUUAAAGGACCAUUUGACGAACAAUAUGAUAUGCGCAGGAUUCCCCGAGGGUGGUAGAGAUGCAUGUCAGGGCGAUAGUGGAGGUCCCUUUGUUUGUCAGAUUGGAAAUCACUGGGAGUUACACGGAAUAGUAUCAUGGGGCCUUGGAUGUGCUGAAGCGAACAUGCCUGGAGUUUACACAAAUGUUUACACGUUUAAUAAGUGGAUACAAGAUCAAAUUGAUGCAGAUAAAAAAAGCACAUGAGAACAAUCUGAUUUGUUUAAUUUGAAACAAUCUGGACAAUGAAGUAUUGUCAAAUUUAUUCAUA
Molecule: messenger RNA, 1057 nt
Organism: Mytilus californianus (California mussel)
Lineage: Eukaryota; Metazoa; Mollusca; Bivalvia; Mytilida; Mytilidae
Product: trypsin-like
Exons: 8
Coding region: 1-993 (330 amino acids)
Biological process (GO): proteolysis
Molecular function (GO): serine-type endopeptidase activity
Source: RefSeq, a predicted model, not a curated record